This is a messenger RNA of Pelobates fuscus (common spadefoot toad), 3843 nucleotides long. RefSeq lists its product as uncharacterized. The record is from RefSeq and is a predicted model, not a curated record. Bases 201 to 3572 code for a protein of 1123 amino acids. Gene Ontology annotation, cellular component: chromosome, centromeric region. The transcript is spliced from 17 exons. NCBI's taxonomy places the organism in Eukaryota, Metazoa, Chordata, Amphibia, Anura, Pelobatidae.
AACGGCUAUGUGUGAUACUAGAUAUUGGGUGAGUGGGAAUUUGGAUCCCACGGUACGCACAUCUGGAUCUAUAUAAGUAGCCCUGGAUACACGCUUAUACAGGCAAAUGAAUAGGUCCUGUUAGCUGUACAGCUUAUAUCUCUGAAACGGAACAAAAGUCUUCACUCUUCUGGAUUGCAGGAACACAUGAUGUGUUCAUAAUGGCAAACUGCCAUUCAUGUGAAAGCUCUUUUACCUCUGUUCCUCUAGCUGUAAUACCGCCUAAUUCAACAAUUUCACUAAAAGCCUUAAAUAAAUUAUGGAACCAAGGGUUACUACAACCAGAUUGUCUUUCUUCACCUAAACAUCAAGUGCUACAGUCCACCUUAAAGUAUGGUUGGACAGGUGCCCCUGACUGUCCUAAUCUCAAGGUCAUCAAACCAAGAGCUCGUCACAGAAAGUAUAUGUCAGUCAUUACUAAUCAAAAAUCAUGUGAAAUAGACAGUAUUUUCUCUCCAGAAAAAUCAAAUGUCUCUGAAUCACCACUCAAAGCAUUUCAAAGGAUGAAGGAAUUGGUUGCCCAAGACAAGAUGCAGAAGACUAAAACAAAUAUUUCCACUGUUGCGAACAACAAAUUGGAUAUGUUGUUAACUCCAUUUUCAAAGACCUGCGAUUAUAAUGCAAACAAAGUCAAAUGUUACAAUAAAAAUUACGCCCAGGAACUUACAGUGUGUGAUGGCUUUUGUGUCCGUGAAAAGCCUUCUCUAGAUGAAAGUUCUACACCACCCAUAGACCGUAUCUUCAGUCAAACAUUGCACACUUCGGGGCAACACAAUGUUGUAAGCGGUUGUGGGAGUAGGAUUGUGGAGAGCAGUAAUUUUGCCAGUACAGAUACUGGGAAUGAGUCAGACGAUGAAAUGUCCGAAAAUAAUGGAGCAUUGAACAAGGAGACUUUGACUCCUGAAAUCUGCAAAGCAUCAUCCUCAAGAAAUCUUCAGAAUGGCACUUUUGGAAAGGAUUCUUAUGUUGAAAACAGACCCUCAGCCUAUAUUGGUGUCAAAGCCGAGAGGUUAUUAAAGGAUAUGAAUCUGUGUGAUGUAUUGCGAAGUUCCCUUAAAGUUCAUAUACCAAAGAAACAAAAGGCUAAAAGUACAGAAGUACACACAAAAAAACCCACAAGAAAUCGCAAAGAGGUUACAUUACAUGAGUGGGUUGUGAAACCUGUGGGGACCAGUGAUGUGUGUGUUGAAGGAAAGCGCACGGAUAUGGAGGAUGUUGACUGGCACAGCAGUGCUAUUGUGGAACGUGUUAACUCUUACAAAGUAAAAACCCUUUCUGGUCAAAUAUAUAAAUUAAAAGGAGACCCUGAUCUUGACGCUAUGAAGUUAGCAGGUUUCAACGCAGACUUUAUUCAGAAGUUUAAGCUGGGAUUUCCUGUUAAUUGGAAGACUGUUAUGGAUCAGUUUUUCAUGAGAACAAAUUGCCAAGUCAAGUCAAAACAUAAAGUUCAACUAGCAAAGAUUUACCAGCCUGUUCUGGGAAGGCCAAGCACAUUCGAUUCCAACAGCCCCAAAGCAAUGGACAUUCAAGAGAAUAUAAGUAGAAAGAAUAAACCAUGCAAGUCCUUAUUAAAGAAAUUAGAAUUGAUAACGAAAAUAAGCCAAACUGACCAACAGAGUCCUGGAGACGCAGAUGUAAUGGAAAACCAAACAAAUGUCUUUUCCCAAAGGGACAAAUCAAAGAGAAACUCGCACCAUCAAAACUCUUAUACAGAUGAACAAAAACACGAAGAAAGCACUCCCAUGUCACAAUCUUCUUUCUGUAAACUCAAGGUCAGUCGCAGUGGUCGGGUUCUAAAACCAGUUCUGAAAGAUUUGUGUUGGGAACAACUGGCAAUGAACAAAGACUUCAACACUACAUUUGAGGAAGGGUGCCCAAAGGAACUGGAUACCUUCUCUAACUUAAAAAGUCGGACAUCGUCACGGAAAACUGAACUCCACUGUGGUUCAAUUAGCCCUGGAAAAGCAGAAUCUGAUGGUGAGAGAGACCAGCUUCAAAGAGAACCUACCAUACGGAAACUAAGAUCAGCAGGUUCUGCUGAGAGCAGUCUGGGAUAUACUACUGACUAUUCUUCUCGUAGAGGGUUGGAUAGAGAAAAAGCUUGUUCUGAAAACUUGCAUUUGAAUAAAACCUAUUUUUUGAGAGGCCGUUUCUCAGACUUUUCAGAAAGUGCAUCAGAAAUAGAGUAUCUACAAGGAAAAUCAGUCACUUGGAAUCUGACAUCAUUGGGCACAGGGAGAGUUGAAAACAAGGCAGACGGUGCCACUGACCGCUCUGCUUGUAGCAAACUUCCUAGAAAUCAGGCUGGUCUUGCUUAUUUGGAAAGGAAGGUACAUAAAGCACCAAUCGUCACAUGCACUGAAAAAAAUUCAAUCACAAUGCAUACAUUUAGCCCUGAAAAAACGGAUAUUGAGAAAUGCACAAAAAAAUCACCUGUUGUUUUGCUGACUCCUUUGAUAUCCAAAGAUAAAUUGAAGGCAAGAUGUGUUAGUCAUAAUCUACAAUAUAAAACUCCAGUAAAGAUCCAUCCUGAUUACUGCAGUAUUGAAAGUCGACCAGAUACGUUUGAAACUGAAACAAAAUUAAUUCCCAAAACCCUGAAUUUAAGAAAAACUCCCCAGAGCUUUGCGUCUGAUUUUGAUCUGGUUUCAUUUGACUCGAAAACUGUGUCAAAACCGUUUGGAUAUCAGAAUACCACAUGUGGACCUGACACUAUAAUGAGCAAUCACAAAGACUCUGCAGAAAACAAUGAGUCGAAUUUCAACAGCCAUAGUGUUUUAACUAAGAAAUAUGGUCAAGAAUAUGCAGGCCACAAGCAGGAUGAUCAUUCUAGUGCUGUGGCCACUUUCCCAGAAAAAAAAAGGAGAUUCUGCCAAGGUGUGGUGAAGGUUGCUGUAACAAGCUCUUCAGAGGAAUGCCAUACAAAAUUUAAGAAACAGCAAGUUGUAAAGGCAUCUAAAGCAAAAUCAGAAAAGCUAAAUAAAUCUGAAAAAAAUAACCAAAACGUUGGUUUAGAAGGGAAGGCCAUAAAGAUAACUGCGAAAGUGGGAACAUUAAAGAGAAAAAAACAGAUGAGAGAAUUUUUGGAACAGAUUCCAAAGGAUGAUCAUGAUGACAUUUUUAGUUCUACGCCAUUCAGAAACAAGCGAGUAAAGCUUCCAUCCAUGAAUGUAUCAAGCGAUGAUUCCUUUGAACUGGCAAAUGCCAACCUAACACCAUCAUCAAAAAUAUUUCCAUUGGAUGCCACCCCCCAGUGUGACCAUCUCACUCCAGGAAUGCUGAAACCAGUGGACCGGUCUGAUGCAGACAAGUACAUGUACAGAUUACAAAAAAGUACAAAAAGAAACUGGUUUAUGACCUAUGACAAGAUUAAAAAGAAACCGGCUGGACCUUUACAAACACCUGUUUCUCGAAGAACAUCCUCAUUAACAAAUGGUCCUAAAGACACUUCCAUCAUUGGGAAACUAUUGACAGUCGAGGAACCUGUCUCAUCAGAUGAAGAUCAAGAUUAUUAUUUUUGCUCAUCUCCCUAAGGGAGUGCUGUCAGAAGUUUCAUUUUUUUAAAGUUUAUUUCAAAAGGAUUGUUUGCAAUUGUGUAAUAAUUGGCAGUUGCCUUGGUCGGUCUGCAAGGGAGCAGAUUUGCAGGCUCUGUGUCAACCUCUUUUCUAUUAUUCCUCUUGCUGACAUUCUCCCUAAUAACUAUAAAGAAAAAGGGAAGACCUACAAAAAGAUAGUUUUGAAGUCCCUCUGAUACCUAGCUCCACUUUCAAGGAUUAUCCCGAAAACCUUUAAAAUAGAAUGAAG